This is a messenger RNA of Entrophospora candida, 1530 nucleotides long. The record is from the annotation of a GenBank genome assembly. NCBI's taxonomy places the organism in Eukaryota, Fungi, Glomeromycota, Glomeromycetes, Entrophosporales, Entrophosporaceae.
AUGUCUGAAAUAAGAAGGAAAAAGGCUACAAGAGCUUGUUUUUAUUGUCAAAAAGCCCAUUUAACCUGUGAUGAUUCAAGACCAUGUCAACGAUGUAUAAAAAGAGAUCUAGCUGCAACUUGUACCGAUGGUAUUCGUAAGAAGGCAAAAUAUUUACAAGAUUCAAGUUAUAAUGCAUAUGAACUCGAUCAUCAAUUUUAUUGCAAUAAUGAACCUCAUUCUAUAAAUCAACAAAAACAACAACAUUAUCAUAAUGAUAAUAAUAAUUUUCAACCUCCAUUAACUCCAACCUCAACUCAACCACCAACUCCUUUACAACAUCCACGUCCUAAUCCUUCAUUAAAUCAUAAUGAACAUUAUCAUCCACUUUCACCACUGAUUGAUAAUCGCUCUUUUCCAUCUCAUUCAUCCAAUAUUGAUGAUGAAUUUCAUAAAUUUUCUCCAAUUUUUUCUCCUCCAAUACAAAAUCAAAAACAUUUAAAUCAACAAAUUCAACAAAAUCAACAAAUAUUGGUUUCAUCCUAUUUAGUUACAACACAACCUAGUCAACAACCCAGUCAACAACCUGUUUUCAUGCAUAAUGGAUUUAAUACAAAUCCUGCUGCUUCUAUUACUAAUAAUAUUGUUGAUACAAGUACAUUAUUUGGGAGUGGAAGUUAUCCUAUUCAAACAGCUAAUUAUGGCUUUGGUUCAGAAACAAUAAAUCUAGAAUAUUCUGUUUUGGGCAAUAUGUUAUCUGCAUCAACAACUACUGAAGCAUUAAGUCCUCACACAGCAUUUGCUGAUAUUAGUAUGAUUGAUCAUACAUGGAAUCAAUCACCAAAUGCUACAAUUAUAGCUUCUUCAUCACCUUCAACCACAAUUACUAAUUCAACUCCUUCAAUAAUAUCCCCAUCACACAAUAUAACUUCAAACAUCAUUAAUGGCUUUAAAAAAGACAAUUUAGGGAAAAAAAUUUCAAAUUCAUUAACUCUUGAGAAUGUUUAUGCAAAUGUUGACAAACCAUUUUCUUAUACAGAAGGGUUUCAUUAUUUAGUAAAGUGGAUUAGAGAAAGGAUGGAUAAAGAACAUAUCGACCGAAUUGUUAAAGCUUUAGCAACUUUUCGUCCAUCUUUCAUAGCCUUAAUAAUGAAUUUAACAGAAGAUGAUUUAAUUUUCAUGGAAAAAUGUUUUCAAAGAACAAUACUGGAAUUUGAAAAGUUGAUUGGAUUUUCAGGUACACCAACUGUUGUAUGGCGCAGAACUGGCGAAAUUGCACUAGUUGGAAAAGAAUUUACUCUAUUGACAAAAUGGACAAAAGAACAAUUACUUGGUAAAAAAACUUACAUAUAUGAGGUUAUGGAUAGUAAAUCAGCAGUAGAAUAUUGGGAAAAGUUUGCAGAACAUGCUUUUGAUAAUUCAAGGCAGUCAGACAUGAUGACUUGUAUAUUAGUUGGGGCAAAUGGUAUACAAGUACAAUGUACAUUUUGUUUUACAAUUAAAAGAGAUAUUUUUGAUAUUCCUUUGGCAAUUGUUGGAAAUUUAACCUGA